This is a messenger RNA of Penicillium alfredii, 321 nucleotides long. Its product is annotated as putative NADH-ubiquinone oxidoreductase 12 kda subunit. The coding region runs from base 1 to 321 and encodes 106 amino acids. The transcript has 2 exons. Lineage: Eukaryota; Fungi; Ascomycota; Eurotiomycetes; Eurotiales; Aspergillaceae. The record is from RefSeq and is a predicted model, not a curated record.
AUGCCCACCUCCGAGUCCGCCGCCUUCCUCGCCAAAAAGCCCACCGUGCCCCCGACCUACGAGGGCGUCGACUUCGAAGACAACGUCGCCGUCCAUAAUGCCCGUGACGCCAUUAUCCGCGAGCAAUGGGUGCGCAGCAUGAUGUCGCGGCUGGUCGGAGAGGAGUUGGGCAAGUGCUAUGCGCGGGAGGGGGUGAAUCACCUUGAAAACUGCGGUGUUUUGAGAGAAAAAUACUUCGAGCUCAUCAAGGAGCGCAAGGUCAAGGGUUACCUCUUCCAGGAGAAGAACUUUUUCAGCGGCGAGGCGAACAAGUCGGCAUGA